Triticum turgidum subsp. durum (durum wheat) is the source of this 699-nucleotide messenger RNA. Lineage: Eukaryota; Viridiplantae; Streptophyta; Magnoliopsida; Poales; Poaceae. The record is from the annotation of a GenBank genome assembly.
AUGUCCGCCCCGCCAUCGUCUGGCGACUGCGUCGUCGCUGCCCUAACGUCAGGCCCGACCACCUUGGCGUUCUGGCGGCCGGGCAUCGACUGCUGGUUGCGGGCGCCGACGGGGACGCUCGUUCCGUGCGACGCCCAAGACCUGGCGUACCAAGACGGAUGGUUCUGGGCCGUCACCCCCCGGGAUCUGCUCGUGUGCUACAAGCCGGAAACCGCCGACGGAGACGGCGCCUCUCUUACCAUUCGACAUCUCGUCUAUGGUCACCCAACGACCCCGACGGCGCCCGGGGAGGCCGUCUCCCGCUACCUCUUGCCCUCCGCCUCCGGCGCCCAUCUGCUGAUGGUGAAGAGGUUGGUCGCGCCGGCGAGAGGCGGCGCCACGUUGCGCUUCGAGGUCUUCAGCCUACACAAGGAACAGGACGGACGGUCGGCUUCCUGGCGCUCCUACCCGAUGAGCGGGCGGCUGCUCUUCGUCGGCCGCAGCUGCUCCAAGGCAUUCGACACCGGGCACGCCAGCAGCCCGGGCUACAUCUACUUCCUCGACGACGUCUACCCUAGGGGUCCGCGCAGCGUCCUUCAGCACAAAGUGUAUCCCUGCGUGGACACCGGCGCCUGGUGUUGCUCCCGUCAGGAAAUCAAGCGCUGCCUGCCAUGCUCGCCUCCCUCCGACAGCUCGCCCUGCAUUUGGUACCUUCAUUGA